Microthlaspi erraticum is the source of this 312-nucleotide messenger RNA. NCBI's taxonomy places the organism in Eukaryota, Viridiplantae, Streptophyta, Magnoliopsida, Brassicales, Brassicaceae. The record is from the annotation of a GenBank genome assembly.
AUGGAUAGAAACCCUAUCCAUCCACCACCCCUGCAAGGAAUGACUAUGAGAUCAAGCCUCAGAUCAUUGCAUUGCACUACAAGAUCCAAUGGAGUCUCUGCUGACUACCUUAAGUGCAAGCUCUUUUCAUUCUCUCUUGGCGACAAAGCUUCAAGAUGGUUGAAGUCUCUGCCAGCUCACUCCAUCACCACUUGGGAUGAGUACAAGGCUGCAUUCAUCAACCACUUCUACACCAAGCAAAGAUCAAUUUCUGUGAGAAACAAGAUCUCCACUUUCGCCAAGCCAACAAUGAAUCUUUCUAUGAGGCGCUAG